Messenger RNA from Odontomachus brunneus, 1259 nucleotides. RefSeq names its product splicing factor U2af 38 kDa subunit-like (gene U2af38). The transcript has 5 exons. The coding region runs from base 150 to 872 and encodes 240 amino acids. The record is from RefSeq and is a predicted model, not a curated record. Lineage: Eukaryota; Metazoa; Arthropoda; Insecta; Hymenoptera; Formicidae. Gene Ontology annotation, cellular component: U2AF complex; spliceosomal complex. Gene Ontology annotation, biological process: mRNA splicing, via spliceosome. Gene Ontology annotation, molecular function: metal ion binding; pre-mRNA 3'-splice site binding.
CUGUCGUUAUCGUUGGUGUAGCCGCCAUUUUGUCAUCGAGCUGCGUACGAUGCUCUGCUGUGGUGUGUAUUGCUUUGUGAAUUUCAAUAGCCGUUUUGAGCAAGUUAAUGCUGAAAUAAUUUAGUAUUUCAAACAUCGGGGCGUAGAUUAUGGCGGAGUAUUUGGCAUCAAUCUUCGGAACCGAGAAAGACAAAGUAAAUUGCUCUUUCUACUUUAAAAUCGGUGCUUGCCGACACGGUGACAGGUGUUCGCGUAUUCACAACAAACCUACAUUUAGCCAGACAUGUUUACUUCAAAAUUUAUAUGUAAAUCCUCAGAAUUCUGCCAAGAGUGCAGAUGGCUCUCACUUGGUUGCAAAUGUAUCGGAUGAAGAAAUGCAAGAGCAUUAUGACAAUUUCUUUGAGGAUGUUUUUGUUGAAUGUGAGGACAAGUACGGUGAGAUCGAAGAGAUGAAUGUGUGCGACAAUCUGGGAGAUCAUUUGGUAGGCAAUGUAUACAUAAAAUUUCGAAGAGAAGAAGACGCAGAGAGAGCUGUGAAUGAUUUGAAUAAUCGUUGGUUUGGUGGUCGUCCAGUUUAUGCUGAACUGUCUCCAGUCACAGAUUUCAGAGAGGCAUGCUGCCGACAAUAUGAAAUGGGUGAAUGUACACGAUCUGGAUUUUGCAAUUUUAUGCAUCUGAAGCCUAUCUCGCGCGAACUGCGUCGUUAUUUGUACAGUCGCAAGAAGGGCGGUCGAGGACGAUCAAGGUCUCGUUCACGAUCACGAGGCAGAGAUCGCAAACGCAGAUCACGAUCGCGCGACAGACGAUCGAGGUCCAAGGACCGCCGAAAGAGAGAUGACAAAGGUAGAGACGGUAGGUCCGGAAGAUACUAAUUAUUGGGAAAUAAUGAUUGCGUUUAUACGAAUGUUUGCUGCGAGACCUUAAUUUGAGCACCAUCAUCUUAUUCAGCUAUGGAAUAUGAAUUGGUUUUACAAAUGUAUACAUGUAAUACAAACCAGCAUCUUUCUUUAGUAAUAGUUAAAACUGGUUAGUCAAAACAAUUCACUAUCUUGGAAUAAUGUGUUUCUUAUAUCAUUUCAUUUCAAUUUGUUGAAUAUUGUAACUAUGAUAUAUUGACUUUUACGUUGCAAUAAUGAAGUAAUGAAUACGACCAUCUUCGAAAGAAAUAAAGAGUUUAUAAAACAACUAAACAUAUGCAUAUAUCUUGUAUGUGCGAUCAAAUGACGGAAAUAAAUAAAAUGUGUAAGUAUAGAAAUAUA